Molecule: messenger RNA, 1279 nt
Organism: Phragmites australis (common reed)
Lineage: Eukaryota; Viridiplantae; Streptophyta; Magnoliopsida; Poales; Poaceae
Exons: 7
Coding region: 343-852 (169 amino acids)
Source: RefSeq, a predicted model, not a curated record
UCCCAAAUCCCGGCCCACAAAAGUCAAAACCUAGCCAGCCAAAGCAGUUGCGAGUUGCCGAGCGAUCGCUGCUCGCCGCCUCCCGUGCCGGACGCCGCCGCCUCCCCGCGCUUGCUGCCUUCCCGCGCUUCCAGCGGGCGGAAGGACGGUAGGGACAUCUCCGCUGACGCCUCCGCCGCCGCGACGGCCCAAGGGGACUUCACUCGGCGUCGACGUGUUGACGGCUGACCUCAACCCGGCGGCGGGCUGCUACUCAGGUGCUCCCCUGGGUACUAGCAUUUCCCUGUUUGGUGCCGAUGAUCAACAAGAGGAAGUCCCUGAAGCCAACCAAGUCGUUGAAAGAUGCUGAAGAACAGGUUGACUCCAGAUUCCAUUGGAGGAGACGCUCUUGAUGACCUAUUAUCGAAACUUGUCAGGAGUGUGGAGGUUGCAAAGGCUUCAAAGGGAGGACUACCAGAAAAGAUAUGGAUGAAGCAACAAUUUGCCAUUGGGGUCAAUGAUGUGACAAGGGUUCUCGAGCGAAUGCCUUCUCCUGCUACUCAUUCUACUCACAGUUCUAGUGAAGCACAAACUGUCUCAGGUCAGAGUAGAGCUCCUAUGGUGCCACUUCAGGCUGUCCUUGUAGCUGCUGAUUGCAAUCCCAAAUGGUUAACAAAACACAUACCAACCCUCGCAUCUACGAGGCAGGUUCCCGUAUUGUGCCUCAAGGACAACAAAGGAGGCUCACUGAGGUUAGGUCACGUGGUGAAUGUCAGAACAGCACUCGCCAUUGGUGUAAAGGCCAGAGAUAGCAUAAUCAACAAGACUAUUGAUGAGGUCCUGAAGGGUAGUAAGCUGGCUGAUGAACCGUAAAUGAGCUCCUAGUCCAGUAACAUGGUGGACUAUAAGAAAUCAAACUUCUGGGCGUGUAACAUUUCAAGAGCAUGUGAGUGGUGGGUUAACAUGGACACAAGGAAGAAGUUUUAAAAGGGGAUCAAUGAUGUUACGAAAUCGUGGCAUAUCAAUCUGACCCCAACAUUUGGAAAACUUUUUCUGCCAACAUUCAUGAAGAACAGACCAGGCUAGUUUGCUAUGUACCUGCAGUUUUGUUUGAGUAGAGCGUACCUAGAGGGAACACAAAGGCGUUUGUGCACAGCAUGCCCAUUGCGAUCUUGGAUCACCACCUAUGUCCUACUCCACUUAUUCGACAACCGUCGAUGUAAAAAUAUCUUGGCAUGCUUGUACGUCUAAUGGGUGAAGUUUUUCUUGAAACUCUACAGCAAUUGUUCCUUUUACUGUA